GAAUUACGUACGUUUUUAAUAGUUAUAGACACUACUAAUUUAAAGCGACAGUGGUUCUACACAGUAAUACAAAUUAUAGGGAUUAAUGUAGGUUGGGUGACUUCCUAUCCUACUGACGACUAGCGCCUAACUUGUCUUUAGCGCUACGAUAUGGUUGUGUCAGCAUUAUAUAUUUUAGACAACAAAGGGAAAGUGCUCAUUCAUAGGAAUUAUCGUGGUGAUGUCGAAACCAGUGCCAUUGAAAAGUUUAUGCCUGUUGCAAUGGAGCGUGAAGAGGAAGGCAGUCUUAUUCCAGUUUUACAAUUAGGGGAAAUAACAUUCACUUAUGUUAAAUACAAUUACUUGUAUUUGGUAUGCUUAACUCGCAAAAACGCCAAUGUAGCAAUGGUUCUUGCUUUCCUGUAUAAACUCGUCAGUAUAUUUCUUGAAUAUUUUGGGGAAUUCGAAGAAGAGAGUAUUCGUGAUAACUUUGUUAUCACAUACGAACUGUUAGAUGAAAUUAUGGACUUUGGUUAUCCACAGACAACUGACACAAAAAUCCUUCAGGAAUAUAUUACACAAGAGAGCCACAAACUAGAGGUGGCUCCACGUCCUCCAGUUGCUGUUACAAAUGCUGUAUCCUGGCGCUCGGAAAAUGUAAAGUAUCGGAAAAAUGAAGUUUUCUUGGAUGUUGUUGAGUCUGUGAAUCUAUUAGUGAGCUCCACCGGAAACGUUUUGCGCAGCGAGAUUGUGGGGAGCAUAAAACUUCGUGUUUAUCUCUCUGGAAUGCCUGAGCUCCGCUUGGGAGUGAAUGACAAAGUCAGAUUUGAAAACAUCGGACGCGAUAAAGGCAAAGCUGUAGAACUGGAAGAUGUGAAAUUCCAUCAAUGUGUUAGGCUGUCAAGAUUUGAAAAUGAUCGAACAAUCUCUUUUAUCCCUCCAGAUGGUGAAUUUGAACUUAUGUCUUACAGGCUCAACACCCAUGUUAAACCUCUGAUCUGGGUAGAAGCAAUAAUUGAGAAACAUGCACAUAGCCGUAUGGAGUAUAUGGUGAAGGCUAAAGCACAAUUCAAACGUCGAAGUACAGCGAAUCAAGUUGAAAUUCAUGUUCCAGUUCCAUCGGAUGUUGACUCACCAAGAUUUAAAACAACAAUGGGUAAUGCGAAGUAUGUUCCAGAGACAAAUGUUGUUGUCUGGACAAUACGCAGCUUUCCCGGUGGUAAAGAAUACAUAUUAAGAGCCAGUUUCGGUUUGCCUUCUGUAGAAGGGGGUCAAGAUGUGGAGUCUAGACCGCCAAUAACUGUGAAAUUCGAAAUACCAUAUUUCACUGUAUCUGGUUUACAGGUUUGUGAUGGGAUCUUUCUUACAUAGAAACUAAAAAUAUUUAUCUGUAUACUCGGUGCAAAGUGAGCAGAAUAAGUUUAUAUCUUGUGUUUGAAAUCCAACCAUUCAAAUAAUCACUAAACCACAACUCUUAGGUCACUGACCACUAUGGUGCUUGUUACGUAUUAGACUGUGAAACUAUCUAUAAAUAAUUGUUAUGUAAAGGCUCUCAGAUGUAUCCUCUGCCUGGUUAAAACAUGGUGAUAUCAUAUGGGUUCACUCUCGAUGAGUUUCACAUUAGGGCGAAACACCUUUUCAGUACUUUUUGGCUUUUAAUGAUACGUAAUUGAUGUCAGUUCCUUCAACAAAACUGAUACUAUUGAGUUUAAAAUAGACUGGUGAACAGUUUCGCAGAAGCAUUCUGUUUUUCAAAUUUGAAAGCCAGAUUACUUUUAAUUCGAAGGACUCACUUUAAUCAUCUCUCUUUGAACUCUGUUGGUUUUUUGCGCUUGUAUAUAGUUCUUGAUAGGUAACUGGCCCAUUAAAAUAUUUACUGUUUUAUGAAAUAACUACUCAUUAGUAAUAGGAUUUUUAAAAUCUCAAUAAUUACUUAUGAACAAACUACUGAAAUAAUAUUGCGAGUUAAAUGAAUUUGGAGAUGCGAACAAUUAGCUACGAACUAAGUUAUAGUCUUAAAGUGGUACUCUCACCUCUAAACAUGACAUUCCUCGGUUCGACCCCUGGCAUUGCCGUAAGCAUCUAGUCCUAAGGAGUUCUUAACUAGAACGAAACAGUUGUUCAAUUCUUCCUGACUAUUAAUGACUGAUUAAGUGGAGCCCGUUGAUGUUUUAAACCAUUUUUAAGUUUGCAAGCUGUAUUUAUUGCAUAUCGGUCUCAUUUGGCAUACCACUGAAAUUCAGAGAGCUAUCAGGCAGCUAUUUCAUCCUAGUGUGGGGUGGGAUCACUAAUGCUUCCACUCAAUUUAUCCAGACGUCGAACCGAGGACCUUUAUGUCUCGUGGUGAACAAUUAAUCACUAGAACUAUCGGUUCGAUAUCCAGUGGCACAAUUUAAACUUCAAUCGAUUCGCGAUAUAACCCAUUGAUGACUUCUGAGCAGUUUCAUGAUAGUAGGAAAGAGAUAUCCAGUACUCUCUAGUUUCCAAUGGUACCCAAUCUGAAAUCAACAUUUGAUCAAUUCUAAAGUUAUUUAAAAUGAUGGAUUUCGUCAUACGUGGUUAUUGUUCGAUUUUUUACAUAAAAUUGUUAUCUAUUACGGGACUGGACUCUGAAGAGGUGACUUAAAUCAAGCCACGAAAUGUCAUCGGGAUAUAUUAUUACUUUUAUUAUUAUUAUUUAGGUUCAUCACUUAAAAAUUAUUGAAAAAUCUGGUUAUCACGCACUCCCAUGGGUACGUUAUAUUACACAAAACGGUGAUUAUCAAUUACGUACUUUAUAAAGCAUGAACACAACAAUCAACAUGAAGACACAAUGUUAUUUUGUAUCAUUUCUAAUUCUUUUUCUCUGUUUCUCUUAAAUCUCUCUCUUUAACCACAACUACUUCUGGUUAUUUGAGUAGUAAAAUUAUCGUUUUAUCAAUUUUUCUUUCUGUUUUAAUAUGUGAGAUCUACUUUCAUCUCAUUUUAACUUUUUACUUCAUUCGUUCCAUUUUCAACAAGUUUAUUUUGAGUGGUGACGACAAAAACAACAACAACAAACAAUACAUCUGUCCAUCUUGUAUAAUUUUACAAAUAAUCUUACUAUUUUGAAAUUCAAUCAGUUAGACCAUAAUUUACCACAUGGCUGUGAAUAGUCUCUUAUGUACUACUACUACUACUACUACUACUACUACUACUCUAAGACUGCAACUAUCCCCGCAUUUUUUAUGAAACAUGUUUAUAUACAUGAUAAUAUUGUUAUUACAUUCUUAUCAGUUUCUAUAUUUGGAUUACGAUUUAAACGGGGAAAAUUUGUCACAGCUUUUAAUAUAUGCACCUAUCCGUUUUUUGUUCUAGUUAUUUAUCUGGUUUCUUUAUGAGAAUGAGGGUGGGGCGGUGAAAGGCGUUUAAUAUGAGGUUGAUAUAUGUCGCUUUAUUAUCGGUGUAUAUUAUGAACUUCCUUUUUUGAAUACUUAUACUAUUUAAUAUACUUUUUGGUUAUUUUAAAUCAUUACAUUGGUUGCUCUAUAUCCAUCACUCUUCAUGUGUGUAUGAUUAGCAGAGAUGUUUCCACUGAGCUACGCCGACCAUGACCGAGAUGUACCUAUAAUUGAUUGAUUAUUCAAUCGUAGCCAGAGCCACUUAUGUCAAGUUCUAAUAGUGUUGGUCGAACUCUAUUGGUUAAGUUGCCAGUGUCUCUUUAAAAUAAUGUAGAAAUACGGCAUAGGGUACUAGAUAAAUAGGGCAAAGUGACUAGUGUGACUGUAAACCUUCGUGGACAUAUGUUGUUUCUAACUCAAACCACCUGGCAUAGGGAGGGGGCAAGUGAGGAGAAAGCUAUGAAAAACCGGACCAAAUACAUUCCAGUGUCUGUCG
Molecule: messenger RNA, 3834 nt
Organism: Schistosoma bovis
Lineage: Eukaryota; Metazoa; Platyhelminthes; Trematoda; Strigeidida; Schistosomatidae
Source: the annotation of a GenBank genome assembly